UCACUAGUUUCGUUUCCGCAAGCAAUUUGUACCCGUAAUAGUAAUCUUGAAUUUCCCAAGCAUCCCCUUCAUCGUUCUCUUUCCUUCUUUACUAAGAAAAAGAAAACCGCCGAAGCUUUCCGCGGACAUUGUCAUCAAUUAAUUAUUAAAAUCGUUACUUCCUUAAAACCCUAACAUUUUCUCAAUUCAACUGAAGAAGAACCCAAAAUCUUACAAUUAUCAUGUCUCGUUUAAACACAACCUCACCUCGUUUAUUUCUUGUACUCUGUCUAAUUCUCUCAACUUCAUUACUACCUGCCGAAGCCGUUUCCUUUGUACAAUUAAGAACCCUAAUUUCACUAAGCAAGUCACUGAUGAAUAGAGUGUCAAAUCUUCGAGCUUCUAGAGGGGAUUAUCCAGGAUCACAAAGAGCUAAAAAGAUAGCUGAUCAAUUAAAAGGAGGAGGAUUAGGGCUUUAUAAAGGAAUGUGGUCAAUGGGUAUUGACUAUUUGAAGAACUAUGCUUGGGGAGAUGUGGGUUCAUCAACGGACAUGUUUAGAGCCAUUUCUGAAAUCAAAGAAAUUUUGAUGGGUUUGAAUGAGUUGACUCGGUUGAACUCGGAUCAAGAGAGAGCUGCUUGGGUUGUUAGAAAUUAUCAGAAAUUGUUUAGUAUCUCUAAAUCAAUCUUGUGGAAACUCCUUCAAGUGUUUCGCCGAUCGGGUCCUUUGAGAGAGGUUGUACUGAUAUUGCAAGAAGAGAUCGAAGGGGGCUUGUUGAAGGACUGCCUUGAAUUGGGAGCAAAUGACUUGAAAGGAUUGGUUCAAAUAGUAAAAGAUCUCGCGUUACAGUAUUCUACUGCUUCUUCCAGUAGCAGUCGGGCCGAUCUGUAGUUGAAUAUGAAUCACAUUGUAUCCUCCCGAAAGCGUCUGGGAGGAGCACAUAUGGUAAGUUUGAACUUCACUUUAGUCAGUUAUUGGUUUGACUGUUUUGCCUAGGUGGAAACUAUCUUAAAAAUGCUUUUUGAGUGGAUGCUCCCCAAUGGUGAAGAUCCGAUCCUUGUAAUUUUCUGGAAAUCUGUAAUUUGGCGACCUGUCCUGAAUGAGCAAUAAUUCCACAUAUCCUCUUGAUUGUCGUUCCCGUGAAAACAACACCCUUGAUUAUUUUGGUUGUGGGGCUCAAAUUGAUGUAAAAUGAUCCAGCCUGCCCCCAGUUUAUUGGUGCACACAAUAGUAUAAGUUUUGUUGAGGUGGCACAUUGUGAGGGAGAGUGACCAGAAGACUUUAAAGAUUUCUGCAUUUGCUUCUUGGCUUACUUUUACAUAUUGUCAGAUUUUUGCUCCACCCAUUGACGGGAAACUGCGGAUGAAUGAUACAUAACUGAGCAACUCAAAACGAGAAGCCAUGCAAUGAGUGAGGAUUUUCAUCAAACAUCAAGAGGUUUUGGCCCCUUCCGACCCAUAUAAUCAAGUGUAGAUUAUUUUGUUUGGAAUCCUGAAUACGAAUUAUCAGGAACUGUGAAUUUGGACCUCAAAUCAGUUAACAUAAUUGGAUAUUGUAUGUGAUAGUAUUCAAUAAAUUGAAUAUCUACAUGAUUACUGAGAACGGUUUGAAUCAAUUGAUUGAUAAAAGAAAGAUGAAUUGUUUA
Molecule: messenger RNA, 1623 nt
Organism: Papaver somniferum (opium poppy)
Lineage: Eukaryota; Viridiplantae; Streptophyta; Magnoliopsida; Ranunculales; Papaveraceae
Exons: 2
Coding region: 222-869 (215 amino acids)
Source: RefSeq, a predicted model, not a curated record